Blepharisma stoltei is the source of this 606-nucleotide messenger RNA. The record is from the annotation of a GenBank genome assembly. NCBI's taxonomy places the organism in Eukaryota, Ciliophora, Heterotrichea, Heterotrichida, Blepharismidae.
AUGCACAAACAAAAUAUCGCAGAACUCUAUUCAAUUUACAAGCCUCGAAAAAAGAAAAAACAAGCUCCAAAGAAUAUAAAAACGAUGCUUACGAAGAAAGAAAACCCGUCUAAUCUAAGCAUGAGCCGAUUAUCAGUAAAAAUAUCGUUGUCCCCUAAUGAUUCAUUUCAAAGAAGCCAUUCUGUGUUCAAAGGGAGAGAUGAUAUGCAAGCGAUAAGAUUUGAAACGAAAUCGGUUGAGCCUUUAAUAUUGCCGCCUAUAAGAGAGAAAUCUCUUGAGCCAAUAUCGAAAAAGGCAGAUAAUAGCUUAUUAAGCGCAUCUCCCACUUAUGAUGAAGGAUUCCAAAGAUUGGAAUUUCUAGUCAAUAGAAACCAUUCUGCAAGGAAUAAUUUAUUAAGUGUCCAGCAGCGGAUUAUGGAUUUAGGAGUCAGCAACUUGAUUAAAAGCAAGAAAUUUCAAAGCACUCAUCAAGGAAUUGAAAAUUUAAGUUUCGAAGAAAUUGAUGAGUCUUUGAAAGAAAGAGGUUUAUCGAAUAUUUUGAAGACUAUUUCUGAAGAGAAAGAUAUUUUCCCUUCGAAAUAUGGACUAAAACUCCCUCCACUGUAA